AUGCGAAUAUUUCUCGGCUUCCUCCUGGCCAUAGGCCUUGUUCUUGCAGAAGAUGGCUCAAACAUGUGGCUACGAUACGCGCCUUUCCGUGGCGCCGGCAAUUACACGGCACUUCCAUCACAGAUCCUCGCCUUGAACGCGACAAAAGGCAGUCCGGUGUAUACCGCCCAGCAAGAGUUGGUGAAAGGUUUUCAUGGCAUUUUCGGAAAGCAACUGGAAUCGGUGAAUUCGACUAGUAGUGGCUCUUCAGCCAUCUACGUCGGUACGGUGGAGGCUUACCGAAGCAUGUCCAGUCUGCCAGAAGAAGCACGUGAUCUGGAGCAGGACGGAUUCUACUUGAGCACUGAGGGCGGUAAUGUCACCAUCGUUGGGUCCAACGAGCGCGGUGCCUUGUAUGGAGCCUUUGAGUAUCUCUCGCAACUAGCUCAAGGCAAAUUCCAGCCUGCUUCCACCGUCUACAAUCCUCAGGUACCAAUCCGAUGGACGAAUGAGUGGGACAACAUGGACGGAAGUAUUGAGCGUGGUUAUGCUGGACCGUCAUUCUUCUUCCGGGAUGGCUUUGUUGUCACUAAUGUUACUCGUGCGGCUCAGUACGCUCGUCUGCUUGCGUCCAUCCGCAUCAACGGAAUGAUCGUUAACAACGUUAAUGCCAAUGCGACUCUGCUUAGCGAUAGAAACAUCGAAGGAUUAGGGAGACUGGCAGAUGCCAUGCGACCUUAUGGCGUACAAUUGGGAAUUUCGUUAAACUUUGCAUCACCGCAAACUUUCGGAGGUCUCAAAACCUUCGAUCCUCUUGAUCCGAAAGUGGAUGCCUGGUGGGCGAACAUAACAGAUGUGAUUUACCAGAGAGUUCCUGACAUGGUUGGCUACCUCGUAAAGGCAAACAGCGAAGGUCAACCCGGGCCGUUGACUUAUAAUCGUACACUUGCUGACGGUGCGAAUAUGUUCGCACGAGCCGCAAAACCACAUGGGGGAAUCAUCAUGUUCCGUGCGUUUGUCUACGAUAACCACAUCAAGUACUCAGACUGGAAGGCGGAUCGAGCCAACGCAGCAGUCGACUUCUUUAAAGAGUUGGACGGCAAAUUCGACGAUAAUGUCAUUGUGCAGAUCAAAUACGGACCAAUCGACUUCCAGGUACGCGAGCCAGUAAGCCCGCUGUUCUCUACCCUGCGAAAUACCAGUACCGCUAUUGAGCUUCAAGUCACUCCAGAGUAUCUUGGCCAAAACGAUCAUCUGGUUUACCUUGGUCCACUCUGGAAAGAAAUCCUCGAGUUCGAUCUUAUGGCAGACAACCGCUCCUCAAAGGUCAAAGACAUCAUCUCCGGUGAGCGCUUCAACCGGCCACUUGGCGGUUAUGCUGGUGUUCCGGGUGCAGGAUCCAAUGCUACCUGGCUUGGAAGCUUUCUUGCGCCCUCCAACUUGUACGCAUAUGGAAGACUGGCAUGGAACGCUUCUGAAGAUUCUGUAGAUAUUCUCCAGGAUUGGAUUCGUUUGACUUUUGGAGCUGACGAGCAAGUUAUGGACACUAUUGUCGAUAUGUCGAUGAGGUCAUGGCCGGCGUAUGAGAGUUAUAGCGGCAACCUCGGUGUCCAAACCUUGACCGAUAUCCUCUACACGCAUUUCGGAGCAAAUCCUGCCUCUCAGGACAACAAUGGCUGGGGCCAGUGGACCCGCGCCGAUAAUCUGAGCAUUGGCAUGGAUCGUACUGUCAGGAAUGGCACCGGAAAUUCAGCUCAAUAUCCGCCGUUGAUCGCCGACAUGUAUGAAAACGUGGAGACGACGCCAGAUAAGCUGUUAUUGUGGUUCCAUCAUUUGCCUUAUACACAUCGCCUGAGAUCCGGCAAGACGGUCAUCCAGCACUUCUACGACGCGCACUACGAAGGUGCUGCGACCGCACAACGCUUUGUUAAGCAAUGGGAAUCUCUCAAGGGCAAGAUCGAUACCCAACGUUACGAGCACGUGCUGUUCAAGCAAAAGUUCCAAGCAGGCCAUUCUUUGGUCUGGCGCGACGCCAUCAAUAUGUUCUACUACAACCUCUCUGGAAUCCCCGACGACCUUGACCGCGUUAACAACCAUCCGUACCGCAUCGAAGCCGAGCAGAUGACACUUUCUGGCUACAAGCCGUAUGCUGUCAGCCCAUUCGAGACUGCAUCUGGAUAUCAUGCUAUCGUUACUACUUCGAACAGCACGACAGGCACUGCUUGUGCCAAUGUGACUUUCGCGUCGGGCGUGUACGAUGUCGCCGUAAAUUACUUCGACCUUAUCGGUGGGAAAGCAAAGUACUGGCUCGAAGUCGGUAAUAAAACUGUUGGUCAGUGGGUCGGCAAUCACGAAGAUACCCUGGGACAUGCGCCCUCAGUUUAUCUUGAUGGCCAUUCAGCGACGCGUAUUACUUUCAGUAACGUGACCGUUCAGCAAGGAGACGAGGUACGCAUUAUCGGUCAAGCGGACGGUAUCGAGCCAGCGCCGCUCGACUACAUAUCAUUCCUCCCUCCAGGCGUAGUCGACUAAUGUGUUGAGCGGAAAUCGACUCAAUUACCGUAGUUUUUUUCCACAUACAGCAAAAACAAAUCUGUGUUUUC
This is a messenger RNA of Parastagonospora nodorum SN15, 2582 nucleotides long. RefSeq lists its product as hypothetical. Gene Ontology annotation, biological process: xylan catabolic process. NCBI's taxonomy places the organism in Eukaryota, Fungi, Ascomycota, Dothideomycetes, Pleosporales, Phaeosphaeriaceae. Gene Ontology annotation, cellular component: extracellular region. Bases 1 to 2511 code for a protein of 836 amino acids. The record is from RefSeq and is a predicted model, not a curated record. Gene Ontology annotation, molecular function: alpha-glucuronidase activity. The transcript has a single exon.